Ruditapes philippinarum (Manila clam) is the source of this 1421-nucleotide messenger RNA. RefSeq names its product E3 ubiquitin-protein ligase TRIM45-like. The record is from RefSeq and is a predicted model, not a curated record. Gene Ontology annotation, cellular component: chromatin; nucleoplasm. The transcript has 2 exons. Bases 191 to 1420 code for a protein of 409 amino acids. Gene Ontology annotation, molecular function: zinc ion binding; ubiquitin-protein transferase activity. NCBI's taxonomy places the organism in Eukaryota, Metazoa, Mollusca, Bivalvia, Venerida, Veneridae. Gene Ontology annotation, biological process: positive regulation of DNA-templated transcription.
CCAAAUCAAUAACCUACAUUAAAACCGAAGAGUAUUUUUGAAUGCUUGUAACACAGAUGACGCUUCGUUGAUUAUAAAUGCGUGAUUUGUAAGAAGGUCUCUAUCAGAUAACGAGGUUGUAAAGUGUAUCUCCAAGUACAAUACAUUUGAAUGAAAAUAGUUUAACAACAGCGGAUAAACAACACAAAGGAUGUCUGAAGACGACAAAGUGGCAUGUGACUCUUGUGAAUAUCGGGGUAUUGCCUCCUUGGCAGUUAAAUUCUGCAGAUCGUGUCAGGAACAUUUGUGUAAAGAUUGUAUCGACCUUCAUAAAUCGUUCAAACUGACAAGAGGGCAUUUAUUAGCAGACAUCGGAGACAAACAUACUCUUCUUUUGUGUAGUGGGAUAGAAAACCUUCGUAUGUGUCAACUACAUCCAAAUAAACCGCUCGAGUUCUACUGUUGGGUACACGAACAACUUUUGUGUAGUUUGUGUAUCAUAAAAGCAGAACAACACAUAAAAUGUAACAAAACAAUAGUUGAUAUUGAUAGUGUAGGGAAAUCUUUGACAAGUUGUCACCUACCUGAGAUGGCUAAAUUUGAAUUUCAAAAGUCAAUAUCUCGUGCUAGAGAUACUGUUCAGGAAAUGAAGGAAAUAGAAAAUGAGUCAACAAUGAAAACAGAGGGUCUCAAAGCAGACAUUAAACAACUCCGUGCUAAAAUCAUUAAGACGUUUGACGAAAAGACCAAAGGAAUAAUAAAAAAGGCUGAUAAAAUCAACACUGGCAUUAAUGAAAAAUAUUCAAAAUCCACUGAAAAGCUCGAAAAUAUUAUAAAGACAGCAGAAACAAAUAAGUCAUUACUGGAAUCAGUUCUCGAAUCUGGUACACCAGAUGAUGUUUUUAGAUGUUCAGUAAGAAUGCUUGAACUUAUUGGAGAGUUCAAGCUUGAAACUGAAAAGGAAAUAGAGGAGGAAUACAUUAAACAAGAAUUCGACAUUUUGAAAUCCGAUCUGUUUGAAAUGUUAGAGAAAUUUGACAAACCAUUAGUUCAGUUUCAAGUUAAAGAAACGAAAAUCAAACGAUCCUUAAUUGAUCACAAAGAGCAGCCCUAUGAAGUUAUGAAAAACCAGUUAAUCUCUCUUUGUUCAAUAGAAGACAAACGUGAUGCAUUACAAAAAGAUAAUGUGGAACAAGAAGAUGUUAAUGAAAUGGCAAACAGCCAUACAAUUGAAACAGCUCAAACACAAUUAGAGAAAAUCAGCAAUUCAAGCGAUGCAAUGGAGAUUGACAAACCCAUUCAUGAAGAACAUGAAAAUACAGCAACUGUGAAAAAAGAUAAAGAAUAUGUAGAACUGACAGAAUACGACAUUUCAUUGGAACACAAGAGUUCUUUCCCAUUUCGUCGUCUGACGAAAAAGAAUCGUGGUUUGGCGGCAUAGU